AUGAAUCAAGUUUCAGAAAACUUUAAAAGAUUCGACAUUUUCGGUUAAGAAAUCAGGUUAUUGGCUACAGGUUAAUCAGCUUUUAGAACAAACAUUGGAGCAUUUAUGACUUUGGCCUUGUUUACUAUUCUUGCUUAUUCUUGUAAUUCAUUUAUUUUAGAAAUGAAUAAAGGAAAAAAUGCAAUACUUAAUUCUAAAGAUGCUGUAAUAUCUGGUGAAGAGGUAAUAAAUUCUAAAAAUAACUUAGGGUUAUACUUUUAAUUCAUCUGAACUUAUCUUUGCUGUAGGAUUAUUAGACAAUCUGGGAUAACCUAUUCCUAAUGAUAAUAAUAGAGUAUUCACUAUUAGUUACUACUAUUGUAAUAAGUCUUUAAAUGAAACUGCAUGUAUUUAUAUUCCAGGAACAAUCUGUGGUAACAGAAUUCAACAAGUUUCACAAGUAAAAUAACUACGUAAGUUAGUAAUUAAACAUACCAAAGGGUUAUGAAGAUAUUACUUACUGUAUGGAUGAAGAAUAUAUCAAGUAAAACCCAGAAAUCAGAAUUUAAGGGUCAACUAGAUAAGAUAAUUUUACUUUAUUAGGCGCAUUAGUCUAAAGAUGUCAGAAUAGCACAGAUUAUAAUGGUAAAAUUUAUAAUUUAAUUAGAUUGUGCACCAAGUGAGGAUAUUGAUUAAUAUAUUAAAAAUGCAAACCUUUAUUACUCUUAUUCUUUUCAUCAAUUUAACAAAGAAUUAGAUGAUUCUCCUUAUGAAAAUGCAUAAAAUAUAGAUGUUACACCCAUGUAUUACAAAGUACGAAAAUAUAUUAAAAUCUAUUUUUAAUACUCUUAAAGUUAAUUAGAGUAUAACCCUUUUUAUUUCUUCCCUUCUUAUGCCUAACAUGAUGGCUUUGAAUAUUAAAAUACAGCAAUCGAUACAGCCUUAAAUUUUGAAGAUGAUAGCAGUUUUGCUCAAUUAGAAAUAAAUUUAGAUGCAAAAAAGAGGAUUCAUUUCAUUACAUACCAAACGUUAAUGGAUGUUGCAGCCAAAAUUGGUGGUUUUUUUACAAUUAUUAGAGUUAUUUUUGAGAUUGCUCUAUUUCCUAUUUAAUCAAUUCUUUAUAGACUUUAUUUGAUUAAUUGUUUAACUCACCAAUAACACAAUAUUAAUACUAAUACAUGUGAUACUCCUAAGAAUAAAAAUACUAACAUUUUGACAUUCUAUAGACUCAUAAAAUCAGGAAAGGCAAGAUAAUUCUAUUUAAAUUAAUCUCUUAUGAUUGAUAAAUUUUUGGACAUAACAGAAAUAUUGAUUAAUCCUUUAAGGUUUACACGGCAAGUUGAAGAUUUAUAUGGUUCAAUUAAGAAAUUUGAUAUUGUAAGUGCUCGAUAGAAUAAUUUCAAUAUUAAUUAGUAAAUAGAUGAAUUGGUAGCUAAUAACAAUAAUGAGUUUGCAGAUUUCAAAAGCAUGAGUCCUAGAACUAUAAAUUAAGAAAUGAAGUUGGGAAGUCUAACUAAUUUUAAGGUACCUCAACUUUCUAUAAAUUGA
Molecule: messenger RNA, 1527 nt
Organism: Paramecium pentaurelia
Lineage: Eukaryota; Ciliophora; Oligohymenophorea; Peniculida; Parameciidae
Source: the annotation of a GenBank genome assembly